CAACUCGCUAUCACGGUGCAUAAGUAGUAUAUGUGCCUUCAUAUGCGGGCAUUAUAGUCGCACUCAAAGUCCAUCAACGGGUGAGAGCUAAGGAACCUGAACUUGAUGAUAUUGAUGCACAGUAAAGUAGCCAAAACAUAUAAUCUGCAACAAUGAUGGAGGAAGAUACAGACCCCAAGCAAUCCUUGCUGCAUCAUCAUCAAAAUGGCGACACACACACCAUCACCUUCAAUGGUUACGGCAGCAUGCCGACAGAGCGACCGUCAUCACGGAACUCUUCUGUAGGUAACUACAGCAGUGCCAUCAAACGUACCCUGAGUAUGACGGGGAAUUCAGAAGAAAUAACACUGACUUGGCACAAUGUUAAUGUUUACAUUCCUCCAAAGAGUAGACCCUGUUGUCGGGGUCCACCCCCUGGGGCCACGGCUAAACACAUAUUGAGGGAUGUGAAUGGAUGUGUGAAACCAGGUUCCCUAUUAGCAGUUAUUGGAGCUAGUGGAGCAGGAAAGUCCACCCUAAUGAAUGUGUUGACAUACCGUAACCGUGGAAACCUAGUGGUAGAUGGGACAGUCAAGGUCAAUGGCAAGGUCAUUGGACCAGGCAUAACAAAUGUUUCUGUGUAUGUUCAACAGGAGGAUUUGUUUAUUGGGGUUCUCACAGUCAGGGAACACUUGCAGUUCCAAGCUCAGUUGAGGAUGGACAGGGAAGUGCCCUUUGAGGAGAGAAUGGACAGGGUGGAAGAAGUGAUUGAGGAGACUGGACUGUCCAAGUGUGCAGACACCAGGAUAGGAAUUCCUGGAAGAAUCAAGGGGAUCUCUGGUGGAGAAAUGAAAAGGUUGUCAUUUGCCUCUGAGGCACUGACUGACCCUCCACUGAUGUUUUGUGAUGAGCCGACAUCAGGCCUGGAUUCUUUCAUGGCAGAGAGUAUUGUACACACCCUGAAAACCAUGGCGCGCAAGGGGAAGACAAUUCUUUGUACCAUUCAUCAGCCUUCUUCACAGGUCUUUGCCAUGUUUGAUCAGCUUCUACUGUUAGCAGAGGGGCGUGUUGCAUACAUGGGACCAACAGCUGGGGCCUUUAAGUUUUUUCAAGAAUUGAAUUUUACCUGUCCGCCAAAUUUCAACCCAGCUGACCAUUUCAUCCAUACACUGGCCAUUAAACCUGGACAAGUGGACACUUGCAAACAGAGGGUUAAUGAAAUCUGUGAUGGUUAUGAUUCCAGUCCAUUUUCCAAGGCAAUUCAAGACAACAUGGCAGAACAAGGACAGGAGAAUGGAGAUAACUUUUUCCUUGAUGCAGCGAUAUCUGGAAAAGCUGUAUACAAAGCAAACUGGUUUCAACAAUUCCGUGCCGUAUUUUGGCGCUCCUGGCUGACUAUGGUACGAGAUCCUAUGGCUUACAGGAUCCGAACAAUACAGAGCAUAUUCAUCGCAGUACUACUGGGCCUCAUAUAUUUACGGCAACCAGAUAAGAAUGAAGGGUAUUAUGACCAGUCUGCAGUUCAAAACAUCAAUGGUCUGAUGUUCUUGUUGUUAACAAAUAAUUCAUUUGCUAACAUGUUCCCUGUUAUCAAUACUUUUCCUCUAGAAAUUCCAGUGUUCAAAAGAGACCACAACAAUGGCAUGUACAGGACAGAUGUGUAUUUUCUAUGCAAGACUUUUGCUGAGUUUCCAAGCUAUGUGAUCACACCGUUGAUAUUCUCCGCCAUAGCCUACUGGAUGGUAGGGCUUUAUCCCGGUGGAGAGGAGUUUUUAUUCAACAUGGCUGUGCUUAUCCUGGUGGCAAACUGUGCAGUGUCCUUCGGCUACAUUAUCUCCACAGCUGCUAACUCGCUGACUGUGGCAUUGGCAUUAGCUCCACCUCUGCUCAUUCCUUUCAUGUUGUUUGGUGGGUUCUUCUUGAAUCAGGAUAGUGUACCCGUGUACUUUAUCUGGCUGAACUACAUGUCCUGGUUCCCGUACUCCAAUGAGGUCAUCACAGUUGUUCAGUGGAGAAAUGUGGACACCAUUCUGUGUCAUAAUGGUACAAGUUGUGCAUUUAGAACAGGGCAAGACAUUAUAGACUACUACAGCUUCAAGGAGGAGAACAUUUUAAGGAAUAUUCUUCUCCUGGUGGCUCUGCUUGUUGGCUACAGACUCAUAGCUUACAUUAUAUUUCUCAUCAAGACAUGGAAAAGGGAGUAGAUUGUGUUAUGCGACAAGAAGAAAGCAUUGUGUUAAUUGCAGUUAUUGAAAUAAUUUUAAGGGACUUUUCACAUUUUAGCAUUGUGGUCUGUAUUGGGACACUUUGAGAGGGAGGCAAGGAAAACCCUGUCCUGAGAUAAGGACUCAUUGAUAAAGAGUCAAAGCUUCAUUACUCAUAGAAAAAAAAUCUUAAGAUACAAUUCAGGAGCAGAUGAAGGCCAUGCAUCUUCUGGGUCUUAUGGAAAAUGGUUAGAAUUUUUCAUGUUUACAUUGACGGACAUCUAAUUUUUUCUCUCGCAAGAUGCUCGAAAAU
Molecule: messenger RNA, 2496 nt
Organism: Lingula anatina
Lineage: Eukaryota; Metazoa; Brachiopoda; Lingulata; Lingulida; Lingulidae
Product: protein white
Biological process (GO): transmembrane transport
Cellular component (GO): plasma membrane
Molecular function (GO): ABC-type transporter activity; ATP hydrolysis activity; ATP binding
Source: RefSeq, a predicted model, not a curated record